This is a messenger RNA of Moneuplotes crassus, 1657 nucleotides long. NCBI's taxonomy places the organism in Eukaryota, Ciliophora, Spirotrichea, Euplotida, Euplotidae. The record is from the annotation of a GenBank genome assembly.
UCUGCUGGAGACACUAAAUAGAGAGUCUAAAGAUUUUUAAUAGUUCAUAAGAAGCUAUCCUUCAAAAGAGCAGGACUAAAGCUAGGCCUAAAUGUGUCAUUCAAAAUGGACAAAUACUACAAGAACAAUGAUUAUGAUUCCCCAGUGGAUUGCUCAGGAGAUGACUACUUCUCUGGCUACGGGAGAAAAUGGAACUAUAAAUCAGAAGCACGGCGGAAGCUCGAUUACGACUUAAAGCCAAGCAGGAGCAUCGAUGAGAAGCUUAAAUAAAUACAUGAACCCGUACAAUAACUCUUGGGCUACUGACAAGUACAUGCGAUUUGAUGACCAAGAGAGAGCCCAGAACAUCCUCUUCAAGAAUAAACAGAAGGAAGCAGAAUCUUGGCAAAGGCUCAGCAGCUUGAUACUAAAGGAAGAGAAGAAAGAUAAUUUAGACAAAUUCGUACAAGGCAUCUCUGACUGGACUAUUAAGGAGACCAAGAAGGAAAAGAAGAAAGCUAAAGGCGAUAGUAUCAAGACUAAGAAGUUGAUCAAGCUUGGCACUAUAUUGAGAGAUACCUUUGAUAAUGGGGAUUAUGAGAUAGAACUAGAGGAAACACCGCAGCCAGUAUCCCCAUUGUCUCCUAAAAAGAAGAAAGCUAAAGAGAAAGAGAGUCCUUUGCCCAAGGUUCUUUCUCCUAGUAAAGCCCAGACCUUCACACUUGAAGAAGAGGUCAGUGAUGAAGAUGAUGCUCAUGAUUGGGCUGAUGAAAUGAUCAGAGAUGAAAAGCUAAGAUUCAGAAAGGCUAAAAAGAACUUGUACCAUCAAGCUAUGAGCCAGAUCACGCCAAGUAUUAACUUGACUGAGAAGGUGAAGCCACCAAGGGAGAUAGCUCUGACUGCUGUGAAGCGGAAUGACAAAUCAGGCAUGUAUUCCUCAAUUGCAUCUUCUGAUGAUCCUUCACCUCCGAAAAGUCUUCCGAGGAUCAAGCAAAAGUUUAGUUCCUUUAAAACCGAAGGGAGUCAAUCAAAUAUGAAGAAGAGGAGGAAAUUCAAUGUUGACAGACUAUACCCGAACAAGAAGGCUGAAGAGUUUAAACAAAAGAAGCUGAUAUAUAAUAGCUAUGAUUCCAGGAACGGCAUGGAAAUCCCUCUUGACAGUUUCAGUCCAGUAAAGAGGGAUGGACGUAAGAAGCUUGACCUUGUUGGGUCAUACAAGGAGCAAUAUCAAGCUCAAUCGCUUAGAAAUUCGCCUAGUUAUAACACCUCAAAGAAGUUUAUCAAUUUAGGAAAGAGCUUAUAUGGGAAUGAAGUUAAAGAAGAUGGAAAGGAAAUCGUCAUUAAUCCUAGAAUAAAACUAAGAGAGAAGGGAUACUCAUACCAAACUUCAAACAUGAUGGAUGAUGUAAUAGAAGCAGUCCAAGUUCAGAGAGAGAAGACCAAUUUGAAAGCUCUCUUUAUGUCGAAUGAGCAGUUUACUAAAUCCUACCAAGAUUCUCACAGAGUUAAGAGAAUCCCUUUGGUUAAAAAGAAAGUUCCAGGCCCAAUAAAGAAGGUAGCUAGAUACCCCAAGAACUCUAGGUCUUCGAAGUCUCUAUCUGCAGCUCCAAAGGCUGCUAGGAGAUCGAUAGCUAUCGAUGACCUGAGGGAUGCGCUAAGUACUGAGUUUCUAAUGUAA